This is a messenger RNA of Arachis duranensis, 586 nucleotides long. RefSeq lists its product as uncharacterized. The record is from RefSeq and is a predicted model, not a curated record. The transcript is spliced from 2 exons. The coding region runs from base 102 to 395 and encodes 97 amino acids. Lineage: Eukaryota; Viridiplantae; Streptophyta; Magnoliopsida; Fabales; Fabaceae.
AGACAAUUGUAACGCAUACUAUCCGUGGUACUGCAUUGAUAUUGAUUCACUACAUAUUAUUGUACCACCUGAUUGAUUCUGCUUAGCUUCUUGCAGCUCUCAUGGCCAGGCGCGGCGUCACAGAUAUGUUGCUUCUCCGGGGAGCAAGGAGAACAGAAAGUGGGGUGAUAAAGUUCUCAGGGAGUUCCCAACAUGCAGCAGAAAGCUGUGGAGGAAUUCCAAAGAGUUAUGGGAAGAUAGAGGAUUCAACAUGCUGGGUUCCACACCCACGCACAGGGAUUUACUUCCCAAAAGGGCAUGAAUGGGUGAUGGAUGAUGUUCCUGAGGGUGCAGCCUCUUUCACUCAGACUUACUGGCUCAGAAAUGUUGAUGGCGUAGACAACACAAAAGCUUAAUUAAUUGGAUUAAAUUCCUGUUAAUGGGGGACUAAAUACCUACCUAUAGAUAUAUAAUAUACAUAGUCAAUAAGGUUAUUAGUUCCCAAACUUAAAGUAGCACCAACAUGCAAAUGUUGAGUGGCUAUUGUAACUAAAUAAAUAUGGAGAUCAAGCAUCCUUAUGAAUGCUUCAAUAAUCCUUAACAAGUA